AUGCCUGGCUUAUACUCAGACACGGACAAUAGCACGCCUAAGAUCAACGGGUAUGACGAAAGAGCACAGAAGGAGCCUGGUCGUGAAUGGCUUUCGAUCCCGCGCACCUCGGAACCAGCAGAUGGAUGGGAAAAGAUCACAUAUAGACAGGCUGCUAAAGCUAUCAACCGAAUCGCACACAGGAUCACUGCAGUGGCAGGCGCGGCAGACCCGGGGGAGUUCCCUACGAUUGCUUAUAUUGGACUCAAUGACUCUCGAUAUCUCGCUUUCAUGUACGGCGCCGUCAAGGCGGGAUACAAGGCGCUCUUCGUAUCUCCCCGCAAUUCGGUUGAAGGCCAACUACGGCUCUUCCAGGCCACAGACUGCCACGCCGUCGCCUGUUCUGCAGAAUUCGAAACGGUUGUUCAGUCGUGGGUUGGACAUCGGCCCAUGACGAGCUUCGUUCUCUCUCCUGAGAGAGAACUACUGGCCGACACCGCUGAUGUUAUACAUAUUCGCUACGAGAAAGAGUUCGCUGAGGCCCAAUGGGAUCCGUUCGUUGUGCUUCACAGCAGUGGAAGCUCCGGAUUUCCAAAACCUAUCGUAUUGAAGAAUGGAAAUAUGGCCACAGCUGAUGUGCCGCUUUUUCACAUUGCUGGUCUCUAUGUCGCGACGUUCUACAGCACUUUCUACCAGGCCGAGCAGUCUCUCUCAUUGGGAAUUGGGACUCGGCCGAUCACUGCAGACCUCAUGAAUCAAUGCCUGAAGCAUUCAGGAGCUGACGCCGUCUUUAUGCCUCCAUCAAUUGUGGAUGAUAUGGCGCUGGUUCCAGAAUACAUUGAGACCCUCAAGGGGUUGAAAUAUGUGGCAUGGGGUGGUGAAAACUGGCGAUAUUUCAUCUUUGACAAAGACUACGGCGGAAACGACUUUCGAAGGCUUCCUGGGGACGAAGAUAUCUAUAAGCACUUCUUCAAGCGUCAAGCCAAGCAUCCAGGACUCCAGGGCAUUUUCUGGACGUUUCCGGAUAUCGAUGAAUUUGAUACCCAGGAUCUCUACCGUCCGCACCCGACGCUUGAGGACCAUUGGCUAUUCUACGGGCGAGCCGAUAGUAUUAUCGUCUUCUCAAACGGCGAGAAGUUGAAUCCUGUCACAAUCGAGGCUGUCGUGCUUUCCCAUCCACAAAUCAAGGGCACGCUGGUGGUAGGCAGCAACCGACGUGAGCCGGCCCUUAUCCUCGAGCCGGUCACACCGCCCAAAGACGCAAAGGAAGCGAAGGAGCUCAUUCAAAGCGUCUGGCCACUGGUUCAAGAGGCCAACCGUGAUACUGUAGCGCACGGACACAUCCAACAUGACAUGAUAAUGCUUUCUGUUCCUGACAAGCCGUUUCCGCGUGCAGGGAAGGGGACAAUCCAACGACCCGUGGCCGUGCAGCUCUAUGAGAAGGAAAUAUCCGAGGUGUAUGACAAUGCGCAUCGCGAGCAGGAGGACGUGCCGGUCGUUGACAUCUCAUCCGAGCCUGCACUUCGACAGUCGAUAGAAGAACUUCUCAAGUCGAAGCUUGAUGUGCCCAUGUUGGAUCAGGACACCGAUUUCUUUACCAUGGGAAUGGACUCGCUACAGGUCAUUGUCAUUUGUCGCCUUCUUACUGCUGGCCUGAAAGCCGCGGGUGUCGACGUGGGCGGUGCUUUGGCACCACGGGCCAUCUACUCGAAUCCGAGUCUUGGACGUCUCUCAGACUAUAUCUUCAAGCUCAUUGAAUCAACGGGGUCUCAUCAGGAAGCGAUGAAUGGAGAUGCGACGUCCGAGAUGAAAGAGCUCGUCGACAAAUAUAUCAAGGGGUUGCCCACCAAGACGAUAAGCAAGCCGGGACCUCGCGUUGAGCGGCAGACAGUCAUCAUCACCGGGAGUACAGGCGCAUUGGGCUCGUACUUGCUCGACCUACUGAUCUCAUCCGACAAGAUUGAGAAAAUCAUCUGUCUCAAUCGGGCCCAGGACGGAGGAAGAACGCAGCAAAUCCAAGCGUGCGCCGAACGUCGUUUAACCACCGACUUCACCAAGUGCGAAUUUUUCCAUGCCGACCUGUUACGUCCAGACCUUGGACUUGGGGCGGCAGACUACGACCGAAUAUCCAAUGCUGUCGAUCGGAUCAUCCACAAUGCAUGGCCUGUCAACUUCAACAUGCCUCUGUCGUCGUUCGAGCCAUCCAUCCGAGGUGUGCGCCACUUGGUGGACCUCAGCAUUAAUGCGCCGCAACAAGUCCCCAUCGUAUUCAUCUCGAGCAUCAGCACAGUUGAUGGGUGGACAGAUGGCAACGUGCCUGAGUUGUCUGUUCAAGAUCUAGGUGUAGCCGCGAUGGGAUAUGGCCAGUCCAAGCACGUAUCGAGCCUCAUUCUCGAUGAGGCGGCCAACGUCUCCGGCGUCUCGGCUGCGAGCAUCCGAGUUGGGCAGAUCGCCGGACCACGAGGCCAGGCUGGUGCGUGGAACAAGCAGGAAUGGUUUCCGUCGAUAAUCGCCUCUUCUCUCCAUCUCGGAGCUAUUCCGACAGAUCUAGGACGGUUAUCGACUGUAGACUGGGUGCCAAUUGAAGACGUUGCACAAAUGGUCGUCGAAGUCAGCCAACAGCGGAACGAGGAUAUCAGUGGUUAUUUCCACUGCGUCAACCCGGCCAUGACAACCUGGGAAGAACUUGUCCCCGCGGUCAAGAGUUUCUAUGGUUCUCGAAUCACCCAACUGGUCACGUUCAAGGAAUGGGUCGAGCUCUUGAAGAAGAGUGCCGGUGUGACCAAGGACAUACAGAGAAAUCCCGGCAUCAAGCUGCUUGAUUCAUAUGAGGCACAAGCAAACGCUGCCGGCAUCAAGCAGGUCUUACUGGACAUGGAGAGAACGAAGAGACAUGUUACCGGGGCGAGAGAGCUGGAUGCCAUCACCCCUGAGCUAGUUCAGAACUGGUGUAGACAGUGGGAUUUCUGA
This is a messenger RNA of Phaeoacremonium minimum UCRPA7, 2949 nucleotides long. RefSeq names its product putative l-aminoadipate-semialdehyde dehydrogenase protein. The transcript is spliced from 5 exons. The coding region runs from base 1 to 2949 and encodes 982 amino acids. Gene Ontology annotation, molecular function: phosphopantetheine binding. NCBI's taxonomy places the organism in Eukaryota, Fungi, Ascomycota, Sordariomycetes, Togniniales, Togniniaceae. The record is from RefSeq and is a predicted model, not a curated record.